This is a messenger RNA of Phaethon lepturus (White-tailed tropicbird), 975 nucleotides long. RefSeq names its product RNA binding protein, fox-1 homolog (C. elegans) 2 (gene RBFOX2). Gene Ontology annotation, cellular component: cytoplasm; nucleus. Gene Ontology annotation, molecular function: mRNA binding. Gene Ontology annotation, biological process: regulation of alternative mRNA splicing, via spliceosome; nervous system development. Lineage: Eukaryota; Metazoa; Chordata; Aves; Phaethontiformes; Phaethontidae. The record is from RefSeq and is a predicted model, not a curated record.
AUGGUGCAGCCAUUCACCACAAUCCCAUUUCCGCCACCCCCACAGAAUGGGAUUCCCACAGAGUAUGGGGUGCCACACACUCAGGACUAUGCAGGCCAGACCAGCGAGCACAAUCUGACGCUCUACGGAAGCACGCAGCCACAUGGAGAGCAGAGCACGAACACGGCCAGCACGCAGAACGGAUCUCUCGCAGUAACGGUUCCACAGACAGAAGGAGGGGCACAGACAGAUGGACAGCAAUCACAGACACAGAGCAGUGAGAAUACCGAGAGCAAAUCCACUCCAAAACGACUUCAUGUGUCUAACAUUCCCUUCCGCUUUCGAGAUCCUGACCUUCGGCAGAUGUUUGGGCAAUUCGGCAAAAUCCUUGAUGUAGAGAUAAUCUUUAAUGAGCGUGGCUCCAAGGGAUUCGGGUUCGUAACUUUCGAGAAUAGUGCUGAUGCAGACAGGGCCAGGGAGAAAUUACACGGCACCGUGGUAGAGGGCCGUAAAAUCGAGGUUAACAACGCGACUGCGCGAGUGAUGACCAAUAAGAAGAUGGUCACACCUUAUGCAAAUGGUUGGAAGUUGAGUCCUGUGGUUGGAGCGGUGUACGGCCCUGAGUUAUAUGCAGUUCCAGGCUUCCCCUAUCCAACUGCAGCCACCACAGCAGCCGCGUUUCGGGGAGCCCAUCUGAGGGGCCGAGGAAGGACAGUGUAUGGGGCAGUCCGGGCGGUACCUCCCACAGCCAUCCCUGCCUACCCAGGUGUGGUUUACCAGGACGGAUUUUACGGUGCUGACCUCUAUGGUGGAUACGCAGCCUACAGAUAUGCACAGCCUGCUACUGAUCCAGCCGCUGCAGCAGCUUACAGCGAUGGUUAUGGCAGGGUGUACACAGCAGAUCCUUACCAUGCCCUUGCCCCUGCCGCUAGCUACGGAGUUGGCGCUGUGGCGAGUUUAUACCGAGGUGGCUACAGCCGAUUUGCCCCCUACUGA